Molecule: messenger RNA, 3467 nt
Organism: Megalobrama amblycephala (Wuchang bream)
Lineage: Eukaryota; Metazoa; Chordata; Actinopteri; Cypriniformes; Xenocyprididae
Product: zinc finger CCHC domain-containing protein 12-like
Exons: 2
Coding region: 1561-3465 (634 amino acids)
Molecular function (GO): zinc ion binding; nucleic acid binding
Source: RefSeq, a predicted model, not a curated record
AGGCGUUUCUCAAUGUCAAGGAUACUUCCUUGGCAGGACUGGUCCUUCCAAGUCACUUCCUUCAGAGGCUAGGCGAGGCUCCUCUUUAACAUUCGGAGAACACGUAAAUGGAACAUACUAGCAAGUGCACGUGUAACCCGGGUGAUCCAGGCUACUAGUAAAAGUGUUGAAAGUUAUGUAAAAAAAAAAAAAAAAAAAAAAAAAAAAAGGGAAAAUUAAGAACAAGAGGAUAAGAGAGAAAAGCGAGUGCUUUAGAAGAGAAAGUGUUUCGUCUUAUCAUUGAUCGUGCUGCAUUGAUUGACACUCCAACGAGCCAAUGGUAGCAGCGCACUGAGAUGGCACCGGCGACUUCACCACUAUCAGACAUUGAGAGAGAGCGAGCGAGUCAGAUGAAGCAUGUACACACUGAGUGAUUUCCAGAUACUCCGUAUAAAAAAGAUCGUGAUUGAGAUAGAAAACUUGAAUGCAAUCAAGAGAUUACAUUUCUGAGUGAACUUUGAAGAGCUGAUGCCGAAGUGAGAAGACGACGAGGCAGAGAAUCGAGAAUAAAGGCCAAUGUAGAUACACGGAGCACCAAAGCACCGCAAAUUAUCAUCUUAAUAAGAUGUGAAAUUCUUGCCUUGGCUGGGUUUUUUUUUCCCUUUUUUUCUGAGAAACUGUGAACACCAUCCUGGACACGUGAGACGCAUAUGAGCGUAUGUAAAAGGCGAGCCACCCGCGGAGACAAUUUGAUUGUUGAACCUUGAUCUUGAAUUCAUCGGAACCGGUAUGAUGAAUCUUUUCCUUUUGUUUUUGAACAAACAGGACUGAGACUUUGCAUAUUUUUUCCUCGAGCUUUGAACGGAGAGACAUUGAUUCUGAACUGAACAAUUCUAAAGAGUCAACAAGUCUUUUGAUCUGAGUCAUUUGACUCUGAACUGACAUUAACUGAAUCAAUCUAGUGAAUCUUGAAUAUUUGAUCCAUUUGGCUGAAAAGACUGUUACAUUCUAAAGGGAAAGAGUUAUUUGAAUUGAGUUGUAAUAUUUUGUUCUGAAAAACAUUGUUUAUUGUUUCUUUCAAUUUUAUUGGGUUAUAAACAAACUGAGUCUGUGGAGUUUUCCAAUAAGUUUAUUUUAUUAUUUCAUUUUCAUGCAAAGUAUAUGACAAUUGUUCUCAAUUGAGUUGAUGAUUGAGUUGAUUCCAACUUCCUGGAAUUUCAAAAAGAGAAUUGAUUAUAAGCAUUGUUAAACAUUGUAUGUUGUUAAAUUACAAUAUUGAGAUUUACAUACUCCAGACAAAUUGCAAUUGAGAGACUCUUCAAUGAAUGCAAGAUUCCAACCAGUAAAUUAAAUUCUUGGUUUUCACCUACCUGCUGUGUUGCUUCCCUCUCUCCAGUAGCCGCUCCUUACUUUCUGAUCAGUUGGCCCAUAUCGAACCAUAUUGAACCCUAUACAAGUGUGACACAUCAGACUCGACACGUGUUACGCGCUACACUUUGGCGAGCCAGCCAGGAGUGAGGGCGCUACAGCGACUGAGGUGAAUAAUCAUCAAUACAAGUACGUACAGUGAAUCUGAUAGAAAUGGAUGUUGUGGAACGGGAAGGCGUUAAUGUGCAAAAUGCAGUAAUUGUUAGUGGCAUAACACUGACUGAAUCAGAUCAAGCACUAGAAACGUGCCUCUUGAGAUUUGGCUCCAUACGACGCAAUCUACUGAUUGACGAUCCACAAUCUGAGUUUCAUCGUAAUGCAGUAGUGGAGUUCACGCACAGUUCAGCCAUGUGUGAUCUUGAGCCCCAGCUGCCACUAACCUUAGUGAGCCCUACUGAUGCAGACAUUGUGUUCCAUGUGCGCGCUCUGGGUAAAGUUUACACCCCCGCCACUAGUAGCGCCACCGCUGAGUGCUUGGAGAAACUACAAGUAAUAGCAAGCGCCAAUGGGGAAACCCUACAAGAUGUUCUCCAACGAGAAUUGAUGAAGGUUAGUGGAGUGAAAGCCCAAGCUGAUGAGUCAUGUAGAGUAGGACCUGGGCAAGAGCAAGGCCCCCCAGAGACAAGCCCCUUGACAAGUGCGACUAGCACUCCUUCGCGGUUGGAAGGAUUCAAGUCACCCUCUGAACUGAGAAUAGAGCCUGAAAACCCAGUCAAGGUGAAUAUAGGCGCAGCAUCGCCUCACUUUUCGAAUGAUGCAGAUGCCAACUCUGCUGAGACAAUAUCAGUGAAGCUUCCCAUGUCUGCUAUGAACCCUUCAGGUAUCCAGAGGAUAGUGAUGGAACACAUUAUGAGGACGAGUGAUCCCGUGUCCCCACAUAGUGCUUCAUUCCGCCUGAAAGCUUUCUCUGGGAGGAGCCCUCGUCCAAACAACGAACCUGACUUCGACACCUGGAGGGCAAGUGUUGACUACUUACUGAAUGAUCCAUCCCUUCUUGAGUCACACAAGACGCGGAAAAUUCUGGACUGCUUGUUACCGCCUGCUUCAGACAUAAUCAAGCAUGUGAACCCGAACGCUCCGUCGUCAGAGUGUCUUAGACUGCUGGAGUCCGUCUAUGGGUCGGUGGAGGAUGGAGACGAAUUAUUAACCAAGUUUAUAAGUACCCUGCAGAAUCCUGGCGAAAGGUCGUCCGCCUACCUCCACAGAUUGCAUGUAAUUCUGAGUGCUGCCAUCAGACGGAGCGGAGUUGCAGAGAGUGAACGAGACCGUUGUCUGUUGAGGCAGUUCUGCCGUGGCUGCUGGGACAAUGCCCUGAUAGCUGAUCUGCAGCUCGAAAAGAGAAAAGCAGACCCACCUUCUUUUGCUGAAUUAGCCAUACUCAUCCGUACAGCUGAAGAAAAGCAAACAUCAAAGGAGGAGAGAAUGAGAAAGCAUCUUGGUGUAAGUAAACACCCACCAGCCCCACUCAAACUGCGAACUGCAGCCCACCAACAGUCUGCUUAUCCUUGUAAUGCAGUAGAGGAGGAUGUUAACAAUUCUCUAGCCUCUGCCAUUCCCAAGCAGAAAGCCUCUAAGCAGAAAAUUAAAACACAGUACCCUCAGAUGUCUGAAGUAGACAUUCUGAAGAAAGAGAUUGCAGCUCUCCAAAGCCAAGUUGCAGCCAUUAAGACAGCUACUAACCAGGAAGUGAGAGGGCAAGCAGGGACAAGUGAUCUUCAGGGACUGAAAGAACAGAUAGCAGAGCUUAAAGUCCAAGUUGCUGCUUCUGGAGUGCAGAGAAACCAGUCUGAAAGAUUCUUCAGUCAUAGAGAGAACCAGAGUAAACCUGGUGCCAGUGAAAUCAGCAGAGACAGAAAUGGGAGAUCAAAGCACACAGAGAUGAGAACCAGUUGGCCUCGGCCAUGGUAUUGCUUCCGCUGUGGAGAUGACGGCCAUCUAGCCAUCAACUGUGAAAAUCCCCCAAAUCUCUCUAGAGUUGAAGAAAAGAGAAGAAAGCUGAGAGAAAGGCAGGCUGAGUGGGAUCUCCAACGUAGUUCCACCACGGAGUCUUUAAAUUAAGA